AUGGCGACUAGUACUUAUACGACAAACUCUCCAUUACCAUUACAAUUAAAACAUACUGAAUGGAUGACAAAUUUACCAGAAAAUCUUCAUGAUGAGCCUAUUACUAAAAUCGCUAUACCCGGUACACAUGAUUCAUUCGCAUUUCAUUUAACCAGCCAAGCUGGACCUGAUUUAGAUUCAAAUUUACGACGUCUAUCUUUUCUUAUUCAUCCUAUUAUUAAAAGUUGGAGUAUUACACAAAAUAAAACUUUUACCGAACAAUUAUAUAUGGGUAUUCGUUAUUUUGAUUUACGUGUUUGUCGUACAACAGAUAAAAAUUUAUGUUCAAAAUCACCAUUUACAUUUACACAUGGUUUAUUAGGUGGUUUAGUUCGUGAAAGUUUAGAAGAAAUUAAUGAAUUUUUAAAUACACAUCCAAAAGAAAUAAUUUUACUUGAUUUCAAUCAUUUUUAUGAUUUUAAUGAUCAAUGUGGUCAUGAUCAUUUAAUACAUCUUGUACAUGAAAUAUAUGGAAAGAAACUUUGUACAACAGCCCGACAAAUAACUGAAUGUACAUUAGAUUAUUUAUGGAAGAAUAAACAACAAGUUAUUUUACUUUAUGAAGAAAAUCCUAAUCAAUGUACAGCUUAUAUGGAUCGUAUUGGACAUUUUUUUCAGAUUUGUCAAUCACCAUGGCCAAAUACAUCACGUGUUAACGAACUAUUUUUAUUUCUUGAUGGAACAGUAACAAAACCUCGACCCAUAACUUGUGUUAAUGUUAUUCAAGGACAAAUAACACCUGACAAUUCAAGUAUCCAAAAGAAUCCAUUUAGUUCACUUAGUACUAUUGCGAAAGACACAAACAGAAGAUUAAUUGAAUGGUUGUCGUAUCGUAAACGUGAUCCAUCCUUAAUCAAUGGUGUUAAUGUCGUCAUUUGUGAUUUUGCUGAUCAAGUAUUUACUGAUGCUGUGAUUAUGUUGAAUUAUAAAUCAUCGACGGAAGAUUGUACUUUUGCUGAUCCUGUAAUUAGGUUGAAUUAUAAUACAUCGACAGAAAAGAAUGUUAGGUAA
Molecule: messenger RNA, 1050 nt
Organism: Rotaria sp. Silwood1
Lineage: Eukaryota; Metazoa; Rotifera; Eurotatoria; Philodinida; Philodinidae
Source: the annotation of a GenBank genome assembly